This is a messenger RNA of Trematomus bernacchii (emerald rockcod), 1129 nucleotides long. RefSeq names its product COMM domain containing 9 (gene commd9). NCBI's taxonomy places the organism in Eukaryota, Metazoa, Chordata, Actinopteri, Perciformes, Nototheniidae. The coding region runs from base 1 to 630 and encodes 209 amino acids. The record is from RefSeq and is a predicted model, not a curated record. The transcript is spliced from 6 exons.
AUGAGCAGUAGCGCCACGUCUCCAUCACGUGACUGUCACGGAACGUCACAUGCCAACAUGGCCGCGUCUGUCUCCAGCGAGCACUUCGACAGCCUGCAGCUCCUUCUGAAGGCUCCCUCUAAAGACGCAGUGAGAGACGUUUGUGUUCAGAGUCACCGAGGGGGGGGCCGCCGGCUGACAGAGACCACCGCAGAAACACUGAGUAUCUCUACUGUACAGGCUGAGCAGCUGGUCCACAGUCUCCAUGUGUUGUCCCACCACGUCCUCUUCCUCGGCCUCUCCUCUCCGGAGCAGAUCCUCUCUCUGUUCCCCGACUCCUUCCACAGCAGCCUGAAGAACCUGAUCACCAAGAUCCUGCUGGAGAACAGUCCAACAUGGAGAUCAGAAGCCCUCAGUGAUCAGAUCUCUCUCCCUCAGCUGAAGGACUUGGACUGGACAGUAUCCAUGGUGACCGGCUCAGACUCUCUCAGCAGGAUGUCGGUCCCGACCUGCCUCGUUCAGCUCCAGAUGGAGGACCCGUGUCAGGCGGUCUCCACGACGACGGUGGAGCUGAGUCGAGCGUCUCUGGACACGAUGCUGGACGGACUCGGACGAAUCAGAGACCAGCUGUCCGUGGUGGCCGGGAAAUAAAGGACUGCAGACGGCUGAUUGGCCGGUUCUUAAGAUGACAUCACAGCUUGCAGCCAAUGGGACGGACUGGAGAAUAUGGAAGCUCAUUUGUAAUAUCAUGAAACUCACAAAACCUGUUUUAAUGGAGACAAACUGGAGAUAAUGAGUUAGAAUCUGACUUAUUCUCUCUUUAAAUAACACAUUCAUAAAUAAACAUAAAGGUUAGUGCCACAAAACAUGACGUAGUUUCUCAAAGAAAUAUGAAUCCUGUGAUUUAUAAAAGCCUUUAUUCUGAGCUGCCGUUCGUCGUGCUCUGUGAUGCUGUUUAAUCAUUUAGGGGACUGGGCUUUAGGGUCUCUCUGAUGUGUCCUGCCAACGCUUAACAUCUUAGUUGUGUUGCUUAGAACAGAUUCAUUCCACAUUGUUUUGAUUAUAUCUUGUUUUACGAGUCGUUAAAUAAUAUGAUAUUAUUUCUUAUUCUUGCUAACAUUAAAAUAAAAGUCUGACUUAAAUCUUGUGA